Cladophialophora immunda is the source of this 1182-nucleotide messenger RNA. RefSeq lists its product as uncharacterized. The coding region runs from base 1 to 1182 and encodes 393 amino acids. Lineage: Eukaryota; Fungi; Ascomycota; Eurotiomycetes; Chaetothyriales; Herpotrichiellaceae. The record is from RefSeq and is a predicted model, not a curated record. The transcript has 2 exons.
AUGGUACUUGUCUCCGUGACUGUUCCCGUAACAGUUACGACCGGACCGGUAACGCUCGCAGGGCCUCUAGAAAUGGUGACUGUCACCGUGGUGGCCGAUGCAGGGCAGCUACUGCUUGUUGUAGUGGUGUUCGUUGCGGCAGAGGAGCUCGUGGUGGAGUUGGCGGACGAAGUCGUGGUCGCAGUGAGAACUGUGGAAGUAGAGUUGCGAGAGGACAUCCAAGUGGUGGAACCAGUAGUCAUGGAAGAGUUAUACCAAGUUGUCGUAGUGGAAAUAGGAGACGCAGAGUUGCUCGUCGUAACAGUUGCGUUUGAAGAUGCAGUCAUGCUCCUAGUUCUGCUAGUCCAGGUGGAGGUUGCAUUUGCUGAGGUGGAUGUUGUAAAAGAGCUAGUUAGGGUAUUGUUGGAAACCAAGCUUGUGCUGGUCGUGGUCGUGGAGGCGGCAGAGCUCGUUACUGAGUGGCCGGCUGUAGUAAUGUCUCUGCUAGAGGUACCGAACGAUCUGGAAUGGCUGCUGCCCCUGCUGUUGCUGUGGCUGUGGGAGCCAGACGGGCGGCGACUGUGCGAGGACCAAGUCACAGAAGUUGUGGCAGGGGCGCCUGUGAUCGUGCUUCCGGACGUAGUGGUGAUGGAGCCAGGGCUGGUAGAGGAGCUCGAGAUCACAAGGGAAGUAGAGCCAGUUGAAGAUGAUGAUGAAGCGGAUGAGGAGCUCCCAGCCUCGGUCGUGAUGGAACCCAGAGAGCUAGUGAGGGUUGAAGUGGACAUUGUGGUAGAACUUUCAGUCGUGGAUGUAGUAGAAUCGAUCAUCUUGCCACAUCUGCAGUUGUUGGUUGCGGCCGUAGUAUUGAAAACCACGCCCACGCAAGAUCCAGCUUUGUUCCCAUUUGCCGUAUCACAGCGAGCAGCGCACAAUUCUGGGCUGUCUCUGGUCAUCCAGUUCCCUCGGAAGCUGCUCUCCGCAUACGUGCGAUCACAGACAAAAUCGUACCUCACGCACGGAUUGUCUGGGUUCAGCAAGCUCAAAUUCGCAUACGGGCACGUGCUUGAAGAAGGAGCAGAUGUUGUGCUGGUAACAGAGCCUGAGACAGACAUCAUGCUGGAGGAGGUGGCGGUGGUUGCAGGGCUCUCACCCUCAGAUGUAGUCCAGCUGGUGAAUGGGCUAGAAAAGGUGACGGAGUCCUGA